UUCCUAAAUCCAUGAUCAAAGACAUUAUGCCAUACAGCAGAAUGUGCCAGAUUCCUCGUGAUCUUUUCAUUGAGUUGUCCACUUACAUCAUUAAGAAGAUCGAUUUCGACUUGGGAUAUGACCCUGCUCUUAUAGCAGCGCGUUACGAGAGGCUUCGUUACCAGCUUCCUGCAAGUCUUGCUCGCCAGAUUCCACAAGACGGUGAAAUUGCUCUGCAUGAUGCUUUGGCUUAUGAUGUUGUUCGCUAUUUGAUCAAGGGAAUUGUGAAAGUAUUCCCUGAUCUAUACACUGACAGGUCACUUACAGCUUUUGCAGGAAACCCAGUAGCUCCUUUCAACCGCCGCAUUUUCUUCUACAGUGACAUGCUUUUGAUUGGUAAAACAAUGGAGAGGUACAGCCUAAAGACAUAUUCUGAUGACGAGCCCAGGCGCAUUUUCUAA
Babesia bovis T2Bo is the source of this 440-nucleotide messenger RNA. RefSeq lists its product as uncharacterized. The record is from RefSeq and is a predicted model, not a curated record. The coding region runs from base 12 to 440 and encodes 142 amino acids. NCBI's taxonomy places the organism in Eukaryota, Apicomplexa, Aconoidasida, Piroplasmida, Babesiidae. The transcript has a single exon.